Molecule: messenger RNA, 815 nt
Organism: Monomorium pharaonis (pharaoh ant)
Lineage: Eukaryota; Metazoa; Arthropoda; Insecta; Hymenoptera; Formicidae
Gene: HINT1
Product: histidine triad nucleotide-binding protein 1
Exons: 2
Coding region: 156-626 (156 amino acids)
Biological process (GO): purine ribonucleotide catabolic process
Cellular component (GO): nucleus; cytoplasm
Molecular function (GO): hydrolase activity
Source: RefSeq, a predicted model, not a curated record
CGACCUUUAGACCAUAAUAAAAUAGAGAACCUCUGAGAGACAACAAAGUGGAAACCAGAAAUGAAAUGAAGCAUCAAAAUGCGCGCAUAACGUGAAGCUAACAAUAGCUUACGAUACUGAUUAUUGUGGUCGCGACGACAUCACCGAUUUUCAAGAUGAGAUUCCUGUCGAACGUUGUUGUGAACGCGUACAAACACUUGGCGAUAGGUGGCAAUCUGCCGGUUUGCACCGUCAACUGGAGAAAAAUGGCGUCCGAGGUAGAGAAGGCGCAAUCUGCUGCGCCGGAAGGCGACACAAUUUUUGGAAAGAUAAUACGUAAAGAGAUUCCGUGCAACUUUAUUUACGAAGAUAGCCAGUGUGUCGCAUUUGAUGAUAUAAAUCCUCAAGCACCUGUGCACUUCCUGGUGAUUCCACGAAAGCCAAUUUCACAACUUUCUAAAGCUCAAGAUGAGGAUGAACCCUUACUUGGUCACCUGAUGAAUGUUGCUCACAAAAUUGCAAAGCAAAAAAAAUUGACAAACGGAUUUCGCUUAGUUGUCAAUGAUGGAAAACAGGGUGCACAAUCUGUAUAUCAUCUGCAUCUGCAUGUUCUUGGUGGUCGACAAAUGGAAUGGCCACCUGGCUAAUGUGUUGUAUGUUUAAACGUAUGUGAUCAUUAUAAAGCCUUUACUUCUUGUCAAUAAAGUGUUAAAAAUAAAUAUUAAAGGAUAUUGCAUGAAAAAUAUAUUUCAUCAAUGAUAUAUGUUAAAAGCAUACACGUACGAUUAUGUAUUAUAGAAUAUUAGGGAGACUGAUUAAAAAUAAUACCAGUAAUA